CCUAAACAUGAACGUAUUAUUGUUGAUUUGUUCGUGUAUUCUAAGCACUUUUGCGCUCGCUGAAGGAAAUUGCGGUUCUCGUCCAAUCACCAGAAUUGUGGGUGGUCACGAGGCUGCUAUAAACAGUUGGCCAUGGCAAGUUAUGUUGAGGUAUUCGUCUGGUUUCCCUUUUUGUGGAGGAUCUCUCAUCGAUCCGAGUUGGGUUGUAACCGCAACGCAUUGCGUAACAGACACACACCAUUCUAGUGUUAAAGUCAGGUUGGGCGCUCACAGCCGCGUGGGUGAAACUGUUGGAACUGAGCAAGACAUUGACGUUGCGGAGAUUAUCACCCAUGAAAAAUACCAUUCCCCUCUGAGAUAUAGUCACGACAUUGCCCUUCUCAGAUUGGAAAAGCCCGCCAAGUUAGGCAAAGGAGUCGGUCUUGUCUGCUUGCCAGAUCUCAAUCUACCUCUUCCAUUAGACGACCUCAACAAGAGAAAGAAGUGUUGGAUCACAGGGUGGGGAAGACUAUCCUCUGGUGGUGCUGUCCCUUCAGUUCUACAGCAGAUUGAUGUACCACUGGUGUCAAAGCAGCGCUGUUUGAAGGGGUACCCAGGAAAGAUUCACGACUCCAUGUUGUGUGCAGGCCUAGACCAGGGUGGCAUAGAUGCCUGCCAGGGUGAUAGCGGUGGUCCUCUUGUUUGCGAGUUCAAUGGAAAAUGGUAUCUGGAGGGGGUGACAAGCUGGGGAUAUGGGUGCGCUGCGCCAGGAAAGUUCGGUGUCUAUGCUAAGGUUCGGAAUCUGCACUCCUGGAUCUCAAAAAAGAUAACUGGGGUUGUGCCACCGAAGCCAGAUUGCAAAGACAGCGAUGCUUUUGCCAGUCAGUGUCCAACUUUAGCAGGAUAUGAAGGCUACUGUAAAGACCAUCAUGAGUGGACCAGGAAGUAUUGUGCCAAGUCGUGUGGCUGGUGUUAGUAGGAACGCAAAUUUGGAUGCACGCUCAAGCGUAAGCCAUUUUCUUCAACACCAAAGUUGGGGUCGGAAUAAAUCCCGUAUUUAGAAGUUUAUAGCAGUGGUUGUUAGUUGUGGAAAAUAAAGUUGAAAAAAGUUUAA
Molecule: messenger RNA, 1093 nt
Organism: Pocillopora verrucosa
Lineage: Eukaryota; Metazoa; Cnidaria; Anthozoa; Scleractinia; Pocilloporidae
Product: trypsin-3
Biological process (GO): proteolysis
Molecular function (GO): serine-type endopeptidase activity
Source: RefSeq, a predicted model, not a curated record